GUCAUCUAUGAUCAACUAACUCGGCAGCGAAUUCUAUGGGAAGCACACGAAAGUCUUGGUCACCGUGGAGUGGAGGCAGUGUUUCAAGCUAUUAAGUUACGAUUCUAUUGGCCAGGGUUAUAUCAAGACGUGCAACAUCAUGUGCAGUCAUGCCAUCAAUGUCAGAUCCGUAGCACAAAGAAAGUGGAAGUACCACUGGCUAUUAGAGUUCCCACAACCAUAUUUACUCGUGUCUAUUUAGACAUCAUGUUCAUGCCUCCCGCACAAGGAUACAAGUUUAUUGUAGCUGCCCGAGACGAUCUUACUCAAGCAGCAGAAGGACGGGCGUUGCGACGAGCUGAUGCUUCGAGUAUUCGGAAAUUC
Messenger RNA from Punctularia strigosozonata HHB-11173 SS5, 363 nucleotides. RefSeq lists its product as uncharacterized. The record is from RefSeq and is a predicted model, not a curated record. The annotation marks the transcript as partial. Lineage: Eukaryota; Fungi; Basidiomycota; Agaricomycetes; Corticiales; Punctulariaceae. The transcript has a single exon.